Trichobilharzia regenti is the source of this 845-nucleotide messenger RNA. NCBI's taxonomy places the organism in Eukaryota, Metazoa, Platyhelminthes, Trematoda, Strigeidida, Schistosomatidae. The record is from the annotation of a GenBank genome assembly.
ACCUUAUUCAACAGCUGUACUACAACGGCACCUGCCAAGUGAUCCACAACGGAAGAUUCAGCGAGGCGUUUGGAGUAAACACAGGAGUCAGACAAGGGUGCUUACUAUCACCAAUGAUAUUCGUAAUUGUGGUGAACUGACUGGAUUAUGCGCCAGACUGUGGGAAACGAGAAGACAGGAAUAUCCUGGACCGACGUGAAGAACCUAGAAGACCUGGAUUUCGCGGAUGACUUAUGUUUGAUGUCACACACAAUCGAAGACUUACAAGCGAAAACCGACAAACUGGUCGAAGAACCAGCAAAGACAGGACUCCAGGUAAACAUAGACAAGACGGAGGUUAUGAAAAUAACCAACCAACAACAGCAACAACAUCCAACGUCGAUCACCAUCAACGGGAGGGAUUUGAAAGAGGUGACUUCAUUCACUUAUCCAGGGAGCACUGUCUCAACUACAGGAGGAGCGGACGAGGAUGUCAAAUCGAGCGAGAAUCGGGAAGGCGAGCGAGAAACACAUUCAUCAACCUGGAAUCAAUCUGGAAAUCUUUGUCACUCAGCCAUCAUCAACAACAAAAUUCGGUUGGAUUUUCAAUACAAACGUCAAGUCAGUCAGUUCUUCUAUACGGAUCAGAAACUUGGCAGGCGAGUCACAAAGAAUAUUUCCAAAAGGUUGCAGACCUUUAUUAACAACUGUCUUCGCUCAAUACUGAAGAUCAGAUGGCCGGAAAGAAUCACCAACAAGGAAUUAUGGGAACAAACAAAGCAAGAACCAAUCGCCCAACAAAUAUGCAGGAGAAAGUGGAGAUGGAUCGGACACUCGCUGAGGAGACCGCUGGGUGACAUCGCGCG